Paecilomyces variotii is the source of this 861-nucleotide messenger RNA. RefSeq names its product putative nuclear transport factor NTF-2. Gene Ontology annotation, cellular component: nuclear pore central transport channel. The coding region runs from base 147 to 527 and encodes 126 amino acids. The transcript is spliced from 6 exons. Lineage: Eukaryota; Fungi; Ascomycota; Eurotiomycetes; Eurotiales; Thermoascaceae. The record is from RefSeq and is a predicted model, not a curated record. Gene Ontology annotation, biological process: protein import into nucleus.
AUCCCCCACCACGCCCGACUGCCCCACAACCUCCUCUCAGCCGCGAGUGUUGAAAUAAUACAUCAACAAUCGCUCUCGACUCGGUGCAGACAAGCUCUCGCUGGUACUUUGUGUUCGUCCCGGUCUCCUGGAGAUAUCUAUUCAAGAUGGGUGACUUCGUUUCUAUCGCUCAGCAGUUCGUCCAGUUCUACUACAAGACGUUCGAUGAGAACCGGGCGGGUCUCGCGGCUCUCUACCGCGACCAGUCUAUGCUCACCUUCGAGACGUCCUCGGUCCAGGGUACCGCUGGUAUCGUCGAGAAGCUGACCAGCUUGCCUUUCGAGAAGGUCGUUCACCAAGUGACUACCCUCGAUGCCCAGCCCUCUAGUGAGACCGGUGGUAUCCUGGUCAUGGUCACUGGUGCCCUGCUGGUCGACCAGGAGCAGAAGCCCAUGAGCUACACCCAGUCUUUCCAGCUUCUGCCCGACGGCGCUGGCAGCUACUUUGUCUUCAAUGACAUCUUCCGUCUUAUUUACUCCGCCGCAUAGACACUAGGUUACGAUGAUACCAAUAUCUUGAGAGGGUUGGAGAUAUACUAUAGGGACAGUCCUAGCAAAUGCCGGGGUUGCGAUCAUUAAAACGACCACCCUGACCUCUGAAAGCAUGGGUGUUUGUGAGAAGAGACUGGCUUGCAUCUUACACCCCUCGCCUCUGUCCUGGUCUAGGUUUACAUCAAGGGGCGGAGGCUUGACGGACAUACUUGAAGAUCUACUGCGCUGCAUCUGUUUCGCUAGGAGCUAUUAUUUCUAAAGUCAAGAAAUGACGACCAGGGACCAAUUUACUUUCUAACCAAGAACGCCAUUGUCCUCUAGCACAUCUAGU